AUUACAUAGAGAGAAUUAAAACAUUAGUGGCAGUGCUUAAUCUGCAGUGGGUAUCCUAGUUCAUAUAUUUUUUAAAUAGUCAUUGUCUUGCAUAUGUAGAAUCUGAGGUAGUCUGAUGUAAAUGGGGUUUUUUAUAAAGUUAAUUGAAGAAUAUAUUUUCCAAGUCGGCAAUUGACAAUUUUUAUACAAAAAAGAAAAAAGAAAGAAAAAAAAAGAAACAGUUUACUUGAGAUAUAAUGCAAAUGGAUGCAUGGGUUGCCUUGAGCAUAAUUUUUUUUCUCUCUCUCUCUCUCUCUCUCUCUCUCUCUCUCUCUUUCUCUUUCUGUUUCUCUCUCUAUCUCUCAAUCUCUCAAUCUCUCUCUAUUUAGGCUGCCGUGACUUGCACGGCAAUUUCAAACUAUCAGACACUAAUAAUUUUAAUGUGGUGAUAAUAAUAUAAUAGGGAAAUUUUAUUAUUAACCAACAACAGCAGAUAUUUUAUUAUUAAUUACGAUUUUAUCGAGCAGAUUUCAGGAAAAUAUUGGAUUAUAAAAAUAACAUCUGCUAACAUAAGCAUAUCUUUGUAACUUUCAUUGUUACAUUACUUUCAGGUGCAACUUGAAAUAAACUUAAAUAAUUUCUCUAAUAAAUUGAUUUACUCCAAUAGGUUUAACUUCUCUGAUUUUAGCUGGAACCAUUAUGUUAUGUCUUUGUGUUUCAUUAGUAUUACACAUCAUAGUAAAGUAUUUAAGAUGAUGAUAACUAAUCUGUCAGAAAUUAUUUCCUAAUAAUCACAGGAUCUAUCUCUUAGCAGCUGACAUCAUACCGAUAUCUGCCGUGCACAAACGCGCAGUCUUCCAGUGGUUACCUACUAUAGAAUAAUAAACAUAUAGCAAUUCUACUAUUAACGAUAGUAUAUUUUUCAUCUUCUGUUCUGAUACUUUGGCAUUGUUGGCAAACUUUAUAAUCUUUCAAUAAUGUCAACUUCCAAUCUCAAGUCUCCAUCACCAGAGCCAAUAUACAGUAGUGAUGGUAAACGGUUAAAUACAAGAGAAUAUCGUACAAGACGUAAAUUGGAAGAAGAACGACACAAUCUAAUACAGAAGAUUCUCAAAAUAAAUCCAGAAUUUAAGCCACCGCCAGAUUACAAGCCUCCGAUAAUACGUGUCCAUGAUAAAGUAAUGAUUCCACAAGAAGAACAUCCUGACAUAAACUUUGUUGGCUUGCUUAUUGGACCACGUGGAAAUACCUUGAAAUCGAUGGAAAAGGAAACUGGCGCAAAAAUUAUUAUUCGCGGUAAAGGUUCUGUAAAAGAAGGCAAAGUAGGUAGAAAAGAUGGACAACCUUUACCUGGAGAAGAUGAACCAUUGCAUGCUUAUAUAACGGCAAAUAAUUUAGAUGCCGUAAAGAAGGCUGUUGAAAGAAUCCACGAGAUUAUAAGACAAGGUGUAGAAGUUCCUGAAGGUCAAAAUGAUUUACGACGUAAUCAAUUGAGAGAGUUAGCAUUACUUAACGGAACAUUGCGUGAAAACGAUGGUCCUCGAUGUACAAAUUGUGGAGCAUCCGAUCAUAAAUCAUGGCUUUGUCCGGACAAACCAAAUGUUACCAAUAAUAUAGUAUGUUCGAGUUGUGGAGGAGCUGGACACAUCGCACGAGAUUGUAGAUCUAAACGUCCUGGCCAAGGUGGUCCUGCAGCUGCAGGAAUGGGAGGAAUGGGACCUGGUGGAGAUAAGGCAAAGAUAGACGAAGAAUAUAUGUCUCUUAUGGCAGAAUUGGGUGAGGGCCCACCACCGGAUAGAUCAAAGUCUGGUCAAACUAGACAACCCGCACCAAAUCCAAGUUAUCCUGGACUUUUCGAUAGGCAACAGGCACCUCGCGCCCUGAUGGCUGCUCCAGCACAUCCACCACCUCAAAUGAUGCAAGGUGGACCUAUGAUGCCACCACCGGGUAUGGCUCCGCCGCCGUGGAGCCAAGGCGACGUAAAUAACAUGAACGGUAUGAACAUGCAAUGGCAACCACCAGUUAGUAUGCCACCACCACCAGGUGUCAUGCAACCACCUCCGCCACCUCCUGGAUCUACCACUCAGCCAAAUAUCCCUCCCUUGAUGCCUUGGAUGGCUGGGAACAAUCAGCCACCUCCACCAGGACAGAUGCCACCAACGCAAAUUCCACCCCCUGGAAUGGGUAUUCCACCGUGGCAACAAGGGCAGCAAGGACCGAUGCGUCCGCCCCCUCCAGGAACGGCACCACCUCCAGGAUUUCCAGGAUGGCAACCUCAACAAAUGGGUGGUUGGCCUCCGGCAGCUCCCGUUCCACCUCCACCACAGCAACAACAAACUCCUGCUCCGCCAGGAAUCGAUUUGAAUACGUUACCUACCUUAUUGGCUCAACCACCACCACCUCCGCCGCCCACUAGUUAGUGUGAAAAAUAAUUUUACCGCACGAUUAAAUGUUUUUAAUCCCUGUAGUAAGAUAAAUUAUACGAUUUUGUUACAUUGAGAGACUUGAUCAUCGAAUUAUAGGAAUAGUUAAUACAUUUGAUGUAUCGGUUUAAAUAAUUAUAAUAGAAAGUUAUGCCCUGUGCAACUUUGUUCUUUCCAAAUAGCAUUGCGCAUAACAAAGACCCAAGUUCUUAAUAUAACUGUACAAUGUAUUGUAUGGAAUACGAACAGUAUGUUAAUUUGUGCGAGGAUAUUAAUUACUCCCAUUGCUAUAAUAUAGGUAUUUAGAUUUGUUUAUCAUAUGUUUAUAAAAUCAAACAAUACAAUUAAUCUUUCUUACAAAAAAAAAAAAAGAAAAAAAGAAAAAAAAAAAAGAAAAAAAAACGGAAAAAGAAACCAAUUGUCAUAUGUUGUGCAUUUUUAUAAUGCAGAAUGUCCCUGUUAAUUUCACGAUAAAAAUAUUGCUGACAUUGCACAUAUAUGUUUGUUAUUUGGUACAAUGUCAUCAUUAUAUAGUGCUAUUCACCUGAUAACUCAGGUUUUUUGCACUGCACAUUAAUAUUAAGCUUAAUACGAAGAAUAGUAGUAAAGUACUAUUCUUAUUAGUACAAACUUGUCCAGAAUGUAUUGUUUGUGCAUAUAAUGUUACGAAAUUCCACUAAUAAACUCGUACGAAGUAUCAACAAACAAAAGGAAAAUAAUAA
Molecule: messenger RNA, 3124 nt
Organism: Vespa mandarinia (Asian giant hornet)
Lineage: Eukaryota; Metazoa; Arthropoda; Insecta; Hymenoptera; Vespidae
Gene: SF1
Product: splicing factor 1
Biological process (GO): regulation of mRNA splicing, via spliceosome
Cellular component (GO): nucleus
Molecular function (GO): zinc ion binding; mRNA binding
Source: RefSeq, a predicted model, not a curated record